AUGGUCCAAAGUGAUGCUAAUCUGAUUGGUGGUAACAUCGUUAGAGCGCAGCGUGAACCUGAAUCAUUGUCCACGGAUGAUCAAGAAAAUUCGAAAGUGAAUCCAAAUAACCAACCCCAUAAAAAUGAGGAGAAAAAGACUCACGAAAAAGGAUUCAUUGGGUCUUUAAAGAAAUGUCUUCGCUGGAUCUCUCUCCCAUUUGGAUCGAAAUACCUUUUAGGUGUCAUCCUUAUUAUAUGUGUUGCGAUAAUUUGGGUUGCUUCUUCCAUGUGGAUUCAGUACAUAUUUGGUGAUUUAAAUUAUAAUCGACCAUACUUUUUAACAUAUUUCAACACGACACUUUUUUCAUUAUAUAAUUUUGGAUAUUUGUUCAUGCCAUCCUGGAGACGCCUCAGGUGGAGGGAUAACUCCCACCACUCCACAGAUCCCGAAAUUCUUCGCUCAAACGCGGAGUUGGCCCGAUUUAUGCAGGAUCAACGAAAUGACCCCAGGGAAUUUAUCGGCCAGAGAGGGGAAAUGCAGGAUGGUCAUGUACACGAAUCGGAGCCCGCCAACCCCACCACAUUUAAUUCCAUUGGGACUGUUCACGGCGCCGAGAAUGCCGAAACCGAAAGAGUUCAGGGAGGUGGGAUUCCCUCCGCGGAUGCCGCGGCCAACCACCCCGCAUUUCUUUAUCCAUCCAAUCCCACGACCGUCCAAUCUGUGGGGGAUGAGGAGAUGCUGCCGCGUUAUUCGAUGUACAAAAUUUGGCAUUGCGCGAUGUUCUUUUGCUUUUACUGGUUUGCCGCCAAUUAUCUCUAUAACCUCUCAUUAUCUUAUACCGAUAUCAGCUCCAACGCGGUAUUAUCCUCCACAACCAAUAUCUGGACACUUUUGUUUUCGUACUUAAUUUUGCAUAAACGUGUGGGGAUGUUAAAGUGCUUUGCCGUUGUGAUGUGUGUAGGGGGAUCUAUUAUUAUCGCGAUGAGCGAUAGCAAUGAAUCCUCGUCAUCGAUUAAAACCAGUGAUAAAUUGAUUGGCGACGUACUUGCACUGGUUUCUGCCUUUUUCUAUUCCGUUUAUACAUCGGUUCUGAGCAAAUGCCUCCCCGAUGAUGAUCGCUACAGCAUGUUUAUGGUUUUUGGUGCUGUGGGGACGAUCAAUUUGGUGUGUUUUUGGCCAGGACUCAUCGCGCUGAAUUCGCUUAAAUUUGAGAUCUUUACCUGGCCAAGCAACGUCCAGUUCUGGUCGAUGCUUGUGAACUCCUUGAUUGGUACCAAUCUUUCGGAUAUUCUAUGGGCCCGCAGUGUUGUUUUGGCCUCCCCUGUCAUCGCGACGCUGGGCGUCUCGCUGACAUCACCUUUUUCCAUGAUCGCGGAUGCCAUUUUUAACGGUAAGACCUUCAGUGGAUUGUAUGUAUCGGGUGCACUUAUGGUCAUGUCCGGAUUUGUGCUCGCCAAUGUCCCUAAAAUAAAUUUUAGUUACUUCAAGAGGCGUUAA
Molecule: messenger RNA, 1479 nt
Organism: Phytomonas sp. Hart1
Lineage: Eukaryota; Euglenozoa; Kinetoplastea; Trypanosomatida; Trypanosomatidae
Source: the annotation of a GenBank genome assembly